UUGCAAUGGCUACCACAUGGCCAGAGGUUCAGCUGGCAGCCUCUGAAAAUCGUCGAGAACUCACUCUUCACGGACAGGAAAUCAGUCGCAGGAUCCAGGAUGGUGGUAUUGAUGAAGAUCUUUUCAAAUUAUCUUUGUUAAAUUUUCUAAAAAUCUCAAAAACAUGCCUUUCAGACGUUGGAAGUGGUGUCGGCCUCCUGACCAAUCUCACAGAUUUGGUAUUGCACAACAACAGCCUAACAUCUGUACCAAAUGAAAUUACGAACCUGACAUUGCUUAAACUUCUGGAUGUUUCAAACAAUCAGAUCACUUCUUUUCCAGGUGAUAUUUCUCCCCUUACAAAUUUGCAAACAUUGAAUGUAUCAAUGAAUAAGUUAUCCGAGUUUCCAGCUGUUGGAGCUCUAGGGGCUUUACACAUAUUCAAUAUCUCACACAACCAGCUAGAGGAACUGCCAGAAGGAAUUUUCUCUUCAAGUCUUGUACACUUGAGCAAGAUUGUAGGAAACGACAACGGCAUCACUGAAUUGUCUGCAGAUAUAGUUGAUUUGCCCCAUUUGAAUACACUAGAUUUGUCAGACAACAAGUUACUAGAGGUCCCGUCAGAAAUGAGUGAAUGUGCAAAACUCAAAGAACUUAAUUUGAAAGGAAAUAAAUUUAAAGAUAGGAGAUUUGGAAAAAUGGUUGAUCAGUGUGGGACCAAAUCUGUCUUAGAUUACCUAGCAACACAGUUAAAGAAAGAACAGGAACAAGCUGGAAAGAAGGGGAAAGGAAAGAAAAAGAAAGGUGGGAAAAAGGAACAGACAGAGGUCCAGGACAUCAUAAAAAACAUGAUAAACAUUCUACAUUUUGCCGAAGCAGCCGAGGCAGGAUGUACAGUGCAGUUGAAACCAGCAGUUAUGUCAGUUAGGCAAUACAUUGUUUGCUGUAUUGUCCGAGAGCUUGAUUUCCAGCAGUCGGUGAACAUGUUCAAAAACUUCAUAACUUUACAGACGAAACUUCAUGAUGGAGUAUGUCAGAAGAGGCAGGCUGCAACCAUUGCUACACAUGACCUGAAGAGUGUCAAACAACCCCUGACCUAUGAUGCCAUGUUCCCACCUAAUUUGAAGAUUGUGCCUCUGUUCAAGAAGAAGGAGUCAUCAGGAGAAAAACUUGUGGCAGAUCUGCGGAAGGAGGCUGAGGACUACAGGAGAGAGAAGAAACGAAACGCACUGUCUGGGAUUCAUCAGUAUCUGGAUUUACUGAAAGACAAAGUGCAAUAUCCGUGUUUGUUAGACAGUGAUGGUGAUGUCAUCUCAUUUCCACCCAUUACAAACAGUGAUAAGACCAAGAUUUCCAAAGAAACAACUGGGUUGUUUAUAGAGGUGACCAGUUCCACUAGCUUAGACGUGUGUAAGAAAGCGAUGGAUGAACUGCUAUUCAAGAUGCUGGAGAUGGGAUGUGGAGCUAGGGCCAGAAAGGGAAGUGGUGAUGAAGCAAGUGCUGGGCCUGAGCCUGACAACAGCACCCCCAAACGACUUGUAGUUGAACAAGUCCGUAUAUUGGACUAUGAAGGGACCAUGAAAGUGGUGUACCCAUCUCGUACUGACCUCCCAUAUGAUGCUGUAGAUGUUAUCAGAAGCUAUGAUGACUGAAGGCAGCCGUGCUUCCAGGGAACUACAAUCUAAACAAUUCACAAAGUCAAUCUGUUAUGAAUUUCUGUUUUGGAGUCAAAUUUUGUUAUUUGAGCAGUCAAUGAGCUGGAUGAAGUUUAAAGUAAUUUCUGGUGCGCAAUAAAGUGUUCAAUGUGUUCAGAAGCAAAAUAUUUUCAUAUCUUUACAGGGUUAGACACCAACUUGCCAUUUGUUUUUCUUGGUACUCCACAGGGCUAGUUUUACUAAAAUUUAGACAAAUAUUAUGCAUUAUAUUUGUGUUUUAAAAAAAAAAUCUUAAAGGAAUAUUCUUGUUUUAUUAUCUAUAGAUCUAUCAAGUGAUAUUGUGGUAAUAUAUCUUUUCACAAGUCCAAAGGACAAGUUAGAUAAGUGAUUCCCUAGUUCUUGCUGAAAUCUACUAGUCCCGGACUAGAGGAUCAGUGUUAGUUGUAGUAGCGAAUCACAAUGAGGUAAUCAUUUACUUAAAAUCUGUAUGGCAAUUGUCUCAAGUAACUAUGAGAGUUUCAGCUACUAAGCCGUUUAAACUAGUGCAUAUAAAGAAAGUGGAGAAACAGGACUCCAGAAAUAAUAUAGAGAAAUCAGGAUUAUAUGUCUGAAGUUUCUCAAGUGCGAGAUAAUAAGUUUUGACCAUUUUCUCUUGAAAUGUUUGCCUAUAGAGUGAUAAAUCUACAUACGAGUUCAGAGUCCUAUUCUCGUAGAAUUUUAAUUGAAUUCAUAGAAUUUCUGGUAAUACUUAAAUUCAACACUGGGGGCCCAUUGUUUUUAGCAAAACAGUUGAAAAGGACCUAUGACAAUAAAUUGUAGAUUGAUCACUGCCUAUAUCUAAAGGAAAGUGUUGGCAUUAGGAUGUUGGGCCCUUCAUAAUAUGAUUUUUUUUGUUAUUUGAUUUCCGAUGUUGUGUACCGAGCAAGGGUUGAAUGUUAUUUGAGUCAACACAGUUUGAAAAGCACACUAAUGAAGAUGAUUUUGGGAAUAUAUAUUAUAUUUAGCAAGAACGCAUUUCAUUGAAAACAGGUUUUUUGUCCACUAGGUAUCAAUGGAAUACAAUAACAAUAUACGAAGUAAUGAGUUAUCUAUGCUUUAUAAGCUAAUUAUAUAAGCCAGGUUUCGUUUUUAAUGUAAAAUUGCAAACUUGUUUAAGUGCAUGGAAAAGACCAUACUUGUGUACAACACUUGAAUAUCAAAUAAGAGAUAAAGCAAAUAUAACGGUUUAACUACCUGUUAUUUAAAUAUUUUUGUUAUUUAAGUUAAUAAAAUUUUGGUUGAUUAUUAUUAAAUAUUUGGGUUCAUUUUAAUAAUUUCAUAGCAUGAUCAUUGUUAAAAAUCUCCUUGGAAUGUUUAUAAUAUAUUAGUCUACAUGUAAAAGAGGAUGGAUUUUCUUGUUUAACAUGUAAAGGUGUAGUUCACAGUUUGUUUUGUGUUAAAGUGCUAUUAAAAUAUCAACACAUGUAUAUUCAAGACUUGUUUCAGUUUGGCAUGACCAAAAAAGAUCACAUUUCAACUAUCACAUCUUACACGGGAAUACAAAAUUAUGAUGACAUCUAAUGCAGACAACUGUUGAAAACGCUUAUAAGGAUAUCAAAUCUCAUCAGUCAAUUACCCCCCUUCGAAAAUACAGAAAAAGCUACCCAUACCUUUUGUAGUAUGGUUUUAAUUUCUUUGUCGUUAAACUUUGAAGUAUUUAUGAAGAGUAACAUAUUCAAAAAAAAAACAUUUCAUAUGUUUGAAAAUUGAACAGUGCCUAAUUUUCCCAAUCAUGUAUUUUUCUCAAAUUGUGAACAGUCAAUUGUAUGGUAUUUUAACUUGUUCACCCUGAUAUUUCAUAAUGAACUAUUCCAACCUUUAAACCUAAAGAGAUCAAUUGUGUCUUCAGGGGUGAAUGAGUUAAUGUUGAUACUGCUAUAUUGAAAAUAAUUGGUUGUAUUUCGUAAGCAGACAGGUUGGCUUAAUCAAGCAGUAUUGAUGAUGACACCCUGUCUUCAUGUUUGUCAAACCAAGAUAAAAGAACAUCUUUAUGCCAGACUGGUAUCAAAUUAAAAACAAAUAAGGGACAGGAGAACUUGUAUAUUAAAAGAUAUAUCUUGUAGUACUGCAUGCUAUAUAUUUUUUUGUUUGGUUAGGAGUUUGGACCGAAUUUUGUGAAGAUGCUGUAAAUGAUUUUGGUCAUGAAUUAUUUUUCAAAUAUUGAGUUUGGAUUUAAAAGUUAUUAUGUAUAAAAAUGUAAUUCUUGCAUUUGAAAUCUUAAUUUUAAUUAAAAAUGUAGAUAUCAAUUUUAAGUAAGGCCAUCGUAUAAUGAUACUACUAUCACAACAUUUAUUUUAUUCAUAGAACCAAUCAACUUUCCUUGUUGUAAUAUCUCAGAAACAGAAUAAGAAUCAGUUAAAUUCGGACCGUUGAAUUUGAUCUUUUAUCAGUUGUGUGUCAAAUGUAUCCAAUUAUAAAUGGGUUUUUUUUCUUUUUUUUUCUUUUUCUAAGGCUUUGAAUUUUGUUGUUGCAAAAACUAAACUGAUUUUGAAUAGCGUAUAUGCAUCUCCUGUAUUAUUCCUGGAUUAUCUCCCUUUUAACAUGACAGAAUAUAUAAAUUCAUUUCAGAUAGUGCAGGCGCUUGAUUCAUUGACCUGUCUUACUGUAGUAUUAUUUGUUGGGGAGUCACAGGAUAAUAAAAGGUGGUUCUUUGGGGUUUAGUUAUGGAAAAUAGAAAUAAAGUUGAAACAACAAACAAUAAUUUUGAAAUUUUGAGAAUAUUUCAGUUGAUGCAUUAUGUACUGAGAUACCAUAAUUCAUGUUCAUAUUUUGUGAUCACUAAAGCAUAUAAAAUUACACAAAAGUACCACAAGAUAUAACCAAUUCAAAAUGUAUUAUGUGAAGUGCAUACCUGCAUGAUAUGAGUACAUGAUAAAUUCUGGUAAUUAAUUGAGUUUUUAUUAUAAUACCUGCAUGAUAUGAGUACUUCUUAAAUCCUGAUUAUAAUUGAGCUUUUCGUUACUACAUAGCCUGGUUAUGUUGUUCUCCGUAUAGAAUUUGAAGUAAACAUAAUUUGAUAGUGUAGAAUUGAAAGGGCGGGAAGCUUAAACCAGGACAGAAGUUAAGAUCAGAAUGAUAAAAUCACUUUUUUUUAAUACCAAACAAUGUACCAAAAAUCAAUUCCUAGCCCGCAGCCUUUUUGUUAAAUGCCAUAAAUGCUUCAUACUGUAUUAUGGUUGAGAUGGAGCAUUUCUUUUACAGAAUUUAAAGAAACUCUGUGUGCAGUGAUUUAUUCUCAGUUCAAUGUUUGGUAUAUACUAUAAGCAAUGUUGGAUGAAAACAAUCUGUCCUUGCCAAGCAUCAGACAUCUUUGAUAUAAUGUAUCCACAGCAAUUAAGUAACAGAUUCUUCAUUAUCAAAAUUAUUUAUGUCCUUUUUUUAAUAUAGUGCAUUUGUCAUACAAAAAAUUCAAUAUUUUCAAAAUAAAUAUUCAAGUUGUCUUUGCUCUUUGUGUCAUUCUUGAAAAAUGUCUCCCCUUAACAGCAAAGCAAAUAAUGAAAGGAACUAAUACGUGCUAUUUGAGUAUGGACUUCUGACGCUUACGAACUUGCGGUGCCUAAUGUGUUUUGUAUUGGAUGAAAUAGUCUUCAUUCUCCAGAACAAACUUCGACAAUGAUUGCCUGUUGCUUUGUGUCGGUACGAUAUUAAAGAACAACUAGGGAACCUUCUUAAAACAU
Mizuhopecten yessoensis (Yesso scallop) is the source of this 5350-nucleotide messenger RNA. RefSeq names its product leucine-rich repeat-containing protein 47-like. The transcript has 5 exons. The record is from RefSeq and is a predicted model, not a curated record. Gene Ontology annotation, biological process: phenylalanyl-tRNA aminoacylation. Bases 6 to 1631 code for a protein of 541 amino acids. NCBI's taxonomy places the organism in Eukaryota, Metazoa, Mollusca, Bivalvia, Pectinida, Pectinidae. Gene Ontology annotation, molecular function: protein binding; phenylalanine-tRNA ligase activity; RNA binding.